CUCUCUCUCAGGCUGGACUGCUCUGCCUCCUCGUUAGCUGUUAGAAUGCUGACAGGAUCGUAUGAGACAGGCUCGUCCAGGGCUGUCCUGAGCGUGCAUGCGCUCGUGUGACGUGUCUCCUCUCAUCUCCUUGCCAAUUGCGGACUUCUCACUUUCCCAUUUUCCAGCGUUUGGACCAUUAGGACAUUGUGGACUUCACCUUGGUGCCCAAAUACCAUGACCUUCCUUCAACUGGGUAAUACAUCCAUUAAUCCUCUACUUUUAUCCAAGCAUACAGUGGCAGCUAUGGGCCAUGAAGCAGUGCUAGCUGGCUAAUCUCUGGCUGGAAUCACUGUGUUCAGCGUAUGAGUAGAGAUAUGAGUGAACUUCAGCCAUCUGCGCUAACCAUGAAACCCUCGGAAGGGGUCCACCAUGGCAUGUGUCUACCAUUACACAGCGGUGCUGUAGAUGCCAGUGCCUUUGCAGAAUCUUCAUCAUCGUCAUCAGCAUCUCCAGACUCCAUGCGCAGUCUGAGCAGUCUGAGUGGCACCCGAACGGACAGCCCACUGGACGUGGAAAUGCCAGAGGGGAUAAUGAGAAGGAAAGUGACCACGGGUGAGGAUGACUCUGGGAUUCAAAGCCCAGACUGUGGAGCUGAAAAUGACAACGACAACUCGGUGUCUGUCUACUUAGAUGCCAAUGAAGAAGGCUGGUGUGAAAUCCAUGAUGACCAAGAUAAUGUCACUUUGGUUUUGACCCUGAAACAAGGCCAACGCGAUGACUGCAUUGAUGGUCAUAGCAAUGGUGACCACGGGAGGCGGAGCUCAGAUGACUCUUCAGCAACAGAAGCGGUGCUAUGCUGUUCAGGAUAUGAGGAGGAGGAGGAUGAAGAGGAGGACUCUUUUCUAUCUCUGAGUUCUGCUGAUGUGGUGAUGAGGUGCCAGAAUGAGGAAGGCCAGAUACAGAUCUCUUCUAUGGGGCCUAAUGUAGGCCCUGUGAGUGAGCUGCAUAAGGAGGCCCUUCAGGAAUCAGUGGAGCAGGACCAGAUGCAGAGCUUAUCCAGGAGGUCUAAUGUGGACCCUCUGAGUGAGUUUCAUCAAGAAGGCCUUCAGGAGUCGAUGGAGCCUCACACUGGGGAAAGCCAGAUGCAGAACUCAUCCAGGAGACCAGAUGUAGGCCUUGUGAGUGAGCUUCAUCAGAAGACUCUUCAUGAAUCAAUGGAGGUUGACACUGUGGAGUGUGAAGUGCAUCACUCAACCAGGAGGCCCCACAUGGGCCAUGUGAGUGAGCUCGAUAAGACGGAUCUUCAGGAAUCAAUGGAGAUUCACACUGAGGAAUUCCAAAUGCAUAGCUCAACUAGGAUGCCUGACAUGGGUCAUGUGAAUGAGCUCCAUCAGGAGGCUCUUCAGGAAUCAACGCAGUUUCAUACAGAGGAGGGUCAGAUGCUGAGCUCAUCCAGGAGGCCUGAUGUGGGCCCUGUGAAUGAGCUCCAUCAAGAGGCCCUUCAGGAAUCAACACAACUUCACACUGAGGAGGGCCAGAUGCAGAGCUCAUCUAAAGGGCCUGAUAUGGGUCCUGAUAGUGAGGUCCAUCAGGACUUUGUUGGGCCUCAUCUUGAGAUAAGUCCAUCUCAUCUACCCUCAGAAGUCACUCUUAGUGAUACAGUGCUGCCUCCAGUUUCUGAGGAUAAUUUUGUGGUUUCUCCGCCAUCUGCACCCAGCCAGGAGCCCAAAAAGACUGUCUCCUCCACCACCCGCAACAAAAAUGAAAAAACAAAACUGACCUUGCAAAACACCAAAGAUCGUCCAGGUCAAGGUCACACCAGACCUACCACAAAGCCUUCCAUGACCAAAUCCACCAAAACAGAAAUGAAACGGUUUCCCAGGCCUGACUUAAAGAACGUCAAACCAAAGGUCAAUUCUAGGGCUGCCUCUGCACCAAGACCAGCUAAUCCCAGCCAAUCAGCAGCCGGCACAGAGAAGAAGCCUCCACCUUCUAGGGGGCGAACAGCCAACAGCAAAGACCAAGAUGCUGAUGGUGUCAUCAAGAAGAGGAGGUCGUCCUCCAACCAGGCAAGAGUGACGAUGCCAGCACCAAUUACAGACCCCAAACCUAAAGCCGUACACCUGCAAAUAGAGAAAACGCCCCUGUGUGUCAGUGAUGCAAACGUGAGGCCAGAGAUUGUUGUCAAUGGCGACCAGGAGCAGAACGAAGGUGCAGAGGUCAUGGACGUAGUAAAUGAGGAGAGGGAAUGUGACAAAGAGGAGGUCCCACUAGAGACACAGUCAGCCAAGGAGAUUCCUGAAGAUUUAGACCAGACGGGGUCCAAACUGAAGACCCCCAAAGCUGUGUCCGUGCCCACCGGGGUACAAGCUCCUGCGUCAACCGGUGUACCUAAGACGUGUAGCCCCGCCUCCUCCUGUAGAGCUCCCCAGAAACCCGCCUCCUCCAAACUGCCAAUCAAAAGCGGAGGCCUCACCGCGAGCCUGAGCUCCUCCUCACUGGGCAGCGCGGCCAGCGAGAGCAACACGUCGGCCGGCAGAGGUGUUGCCCAGGUGGUGAGGAGCGAAGAGAAAGCUGUUAGAUCCUCCUCGACAUCGCAGGGAAAACCUGCUAAUAACAAACCAGCAGUGGGUCUCCGCAACAGAGCCAACUCUACACCUGCGAAACCCACCACUGCAGGCCAGAAGGCUCCAGCUCUGCUCAAUAACGCCGCAGCGAAGCCGACCCAGAAUGCCCUGCAGCGCAGUGGAUCUGCAAGACCCAACCGGCCCACUGGAACUACAGUGGAGAAAAGUUCCAGGGGGGUCCGCAGCGUCCCGGGACGACCCCACGUCAGCGGAGGAGGAGGAGGAGGAGGAGGAGGGGGAGGGGUGGUCACACACACCGAGGAUGAGGAGGAGAAACAGCUUCGUCUUCAAAAUGAGAGGAAGAACCAGUGCAUCCUCCAGCUCCGCAAACUCGUCGCCCAUGGCAACCGCAGGCUGGAGGCGCUGGCCCUCGUCAUCCAGCACAUCUUCAACGAGAGAGAAGAAGCUCUGAAGCAGAAGAAAGACGUUUCGCUCCAGCUGAAAAACCUACGAGAGGAACUCUCUAACUCGGUGUCGUGCUGUGAGCGUCUGCAGAAGGAGAAGGAGGAGGUGUGCGUGGCGUUGGAGGCGGCGGUUUUGAAGCUCCAGCAGCAGCACCAGGCUGAGCUGACUCAGCUGGAGGAGACGCUCAGGGACUUCUACUCAGCAGAAUGGGACAAAACCCACCAGGCCUACCAGGAGGAGGCCGACAAGUGCAGGGCGUUCAUGCAGCAGCAGGUGGAGGAGGUGAGGAGCAAACAGGAAGCUCUGAGGAAAGAACAGGAAGCAGCACAUGCUCAGGAGAUGGAGGCACUGAAGGAGGAAUACGAGACGGCACUAACAGAUCUCAGGAACGCCCAUAAGAACAACAUGCAGGAACUGGAAAAUAUGCGCAAACAAUCAGAGGCUUCAAUGAACGCGAAGAUUGAGAGCCUGAUGGAGGAGAACGAAGCUCUGAGCGCCAAACUGAGAGAGGAAGAGGAGAGGAGGAAGGCUCUCGCAGACAAGAGCCAGAAGGACCCUCAUAUGGUGUACCUGGAGCAGGAGCUGGAGAGUUUGAAAGUUGUUCUGGACAUUAAAACAAGUCAGCUGCACCAGCAGGACAAAAAGCUCAUGCAGAUGGACAAGCUGAUGGAGAGUAAUGUGAAACUGGAAGAGUGUCUGAAGAAGCUGCAGCAGGAAAAUGAAGACUACAAAGCUCGCAUGGACAAACAUGCCGCGCUUUCUAGGCAGCUGUCCACAGAGCAGGCCAUGCUUCAACAGACCCUACAGAUGGAAUCAAAGGUCAACAAGAGGCUGUCAAUGGAGAACGAAGAGCUGCUAUGGAAGCUCCACAACGGUGACCUCAGCAGCCCGAGACGACUCUCGCCCUCCUCGCCCUUUCCCUCGCCCCGAAACUCCGCCUCCUUCCCCAGCGCCCCCAUAUCGCCCAGAUAACCCUGCCCCCAAGACCCCCCAAACCACAGACUUCACCCUCAAAGCACCCCCCCCCAAAACCACUCACUUCACUGGACGUUGUUUUACCCUUUGGAAUGAAUUGAGUGACUUGUGUACAGUUUAUAAAAGACCCGAUCACCUCUCCAGAAAAAAGACAAUGUUGCACAGAUGCACUUCCAGAGGGAGGGACUUGCCUUUGCUCUGCCGUUCGUUUCUUUCUUUCCUUACUUUUCCCCUCUUUUGAUGGAGGAAAACACCUCAGGGUUUGUAUAUAGACUCUCCUCCUCAUGCUCUCACCACGUUUGGUUCCUGCUAGUGCUCCCUUCGUUUUCUAAAGCAGGGUUUGUGCAUCAUAUUCAUGAAGCUUAAUUUGAGGCCUCCCUUUCGCUUACCUGCUCAAAACAUAACCAGAGUGGGGAAGAAACCCCCGGUAUGCCUGUUUUGAGAAUGAUGAUGAAAUAAAGAAGAGGAAACCUGGUAGACGUCCCAUAGGAACUGUAGAGAAAGUUUUAUUUAGACAUCCUACUACUCAAAAUCUCGAAUACUGCUCCAUGUACCAACCAAUAUAGCAUGUAAAUCCAAAUAACCUGCCCAAUCCUGAUGCUCUCGAAUGUAUUCUGCCAUCCCUAAGGCCUGUUUUUCUCCGACUGUCUGUGAACUGGAACUCUUUAAGAAUGUCUCCCUCAUCUCAAGCACCGUCUUUGUUUUUUUUAUUUUUUAUUAACACAUUAAAAAUACCUGAACACAAA
Messenger RNA from Colossoma macropomum (tambaqui), 4735 nucleotides. RefSeq names its product microtubule associated tumor suppressor 1b (gene mtus1b). The transcript is spliced from 15 exons. Gene Ontology annotation, molecular function: microtubule binding. Gene Ontology annotation, cellular component: nucleus; cytoplasm. The record is from RefSeq and is a predicted model, not a curated record. Bases 345 to 3986 code for a protein of 1213 amino acids. NCBI's taxonomy places the organism in Eukaryota, Metazoa, Chordata, Actinopteri, Characiformes, Serrasalmidae.